This is a messenger RNA of Coccidioides posadasii C735 delta SOWgp, 1041 nucleotides long. NCBI's taxonomy places the organism in Eukaryota, Fungi, Ascomycota, Eurotiomycetes, Onygenales, Onygenaceae. The record is from RefSeq and is a predicted model, not a curated record.
AUGGACUCAUCUUCAUCUGCUUUCGAUAUUCCUUUCGACAAACUACCCAAUCCCAAACAAGUUUGGGUUGGGAAGCCAGGGAGCAACGAAGAAGGAUUGGGAAAGCUUGCCUUGCUCACCCCUGAAGUAGUGGCCAAUGCAGCAAAAGAGAUAAAGACAGGUCGACGUGUGACGCUUGGAUGGGAAAUGACAAAACUCGAAUUGGCCAAUCUCAAUCGGCAUCCAUGUCAACAUCACAUUAUCUCUCUGCUCGACGGGGUUGCAUUCGACGAUGUCUACGUUUUCAAUCCGCAGCAAAGCAGUCAAUGGGACGGGCUACGACACUUUUCACAAAAGAUCCCUGCGACAGACGAUAAACCCGCACACCGCGUCUUCUAUGGAGGGACCACUGCCACCGAAAUAUUAGACCGAUCCACGGACCGGAUCGGCAUGCAGCACUGGGCUCGUGCCGGAAUCACGGGCCGUGGAGUGCUCAUCGAUUACGCCUCGUGGGCCGAAAAGCAUGGUAUCGAAUAUACCACAUUCUCCACACACCAAAUUCGGCUCGGCGACAUCAUCGAAAUUGCAAAGGAAUGCGAUAUCACAUUCCAGAAGGGCGAUAUGUUAUUCAUCCGGAUUGGGGUAACCCACGAAUGGGACAAUGUCAUGACGGACCAACAGAAGCGCGAAUACUCGCUUCAUCCUGCGCCAGAGCAUGCAGGAGUCGAAGCAACAAUAGAUAUGCUGCGCUGGAUUUGGGAUUGCAAGUUUUCUGCGGUAGCUGGCGACGCUAUUAGCUGGGAGGUCAGCAGGUCCAUCAGUCAUGUUCCUUUUUCCCUCCUAACGAGAGCAGUCAACUUAUGCAAGGAAGAAAAGCUGAAAUCAGUCUUAGGUAUAUCCUCCACAGAAUCCAGAGCUGUUUCUGCACGAAUACCUGCUCGCUGGCUGGGGCAUGCCAAUCGGUAAGUGAAGACCAAAGAGAGUUGACGUCUGAAGGUCUCAAAGGGGGACGGUGAUGAUCUCGUGAUCUUCUCAGCCCUAACCAGAUUCAUUCCAUUCGCC